Molecule: messenger RNA, 852 nt
Organism: Knipowitschia caucasica
Lineage: Eukaryota; Metazoa; Chordata; Actinopteri; Gobiiformes; Gobiidae
Source: the annotation of a GenBank genome assembly
AUGGAACAUGAAUUGAUGGAGCACAAGCUUCAGUUUCUCAGAGAGGCCUAUCACACGUCUGUGCGUGUGGUCCGAGUGUUGCUGGUGCUCCGUCUGGACCCUGCCCUCCUUCCUCUCUGUGGGCAGUGUCACAGGACACGUCCUGAGGCCCACUCAGGACGGGCCUCCUUCUUAGCUGUGUCCACAUCGGAUCGUCACUGGCUCCUUCAGCGUAAAAACUACAUCUCCCAUGAGCACUCUUGCUCACAUGAGUCACGUGUGUGCUCCAUCAUGGCGGCCGCUGUCACCGCUGAAGAUUUCUCCAACCUGCAGCUUCUCCUCAAGGCUCCGUCUAAAGAAGCCGUGAGAGAAGUGUUUGUCCUCAGUCACAGGGGUCCGAGUCGAGUCCUCACUGAAAACACUGCAGCAACAUUCAGCAUCUCCAUCUCUGAAGCAGCUCAGCUUCUUCAGUCGCUGCACUCUCUGACUCGUCACGUGGUUUUCCACAACCUCUCGUCUCCGGAUCAGAUUCUGCAGCUUUUUCCUGAAUCGUUUCAUUCCAGCCUCAAAAACCUUGUCACAAAAAUCCUGCUGGAAAACAGUUCUGGCUGGAGAUCAGAGGCUCUCAGUCACCAGAUCUCUCUGCCGCAGCUGAAGGAGGUGGACUGGAGAGUGGACCUGGUCAGCAGCUCAGAGUCCGUCAGUCGAAUGGCCGUCCCCACAUGUCUCCUACAGCUCAAGGUGGAGGACUCCUGUGGUGGUGAUGAGGCCGUCUCCACGGUGACGGUGGAGCUCAGCAGGGAGUCUCUGGACACCAUGUUGGACGGACUCGGACGAAUCCGAGACCAGCUGUCUGCAGUCGCCGGGAAGUGA